AAAAAGUUGGAAACUUAAGUACAGAAACAGGAUAAAAAGAUCAGAAGAAAAAAGUAUUAGUUCCACAAGGGGAAAUGGCAUCACAUAAUCAAAUCACUAGACUUAUCAUUACAUUUGCUUUGAUUCCAUUGCUCAUGUUUCAAUCUCAUGUGUCUUCACAAGACAAAGUUAACUUGUCCUUGUACUAUGAAUCCUUGUGUCCAUAUUGUGCAGAUUUCAUUGUGAACCAAUUAGUUAAGGUUCUUCAAACAGAUCUUGGUUCAAUUGUGAAUCUUAGGCUUGUUCCUUGGGGUAAUACUCAAAUUGCACCUAACACCAGCUGGAUUUGCCAGCAUGGAACAGAUGAGUGUCAGCUAAACACAGUGGAAGCUUGUGCUAUCAAGGUUUGGUCAAGUCUGGAAACACAUUUCAAGUUCAUAAAGUGCGUAGAAUUGUUACAUCUGGAAAACAGGCACUCUUCGUGGGAAUCUUGUUUUGCGUCAACUGGUUUGAGCCAAACUCCCAUCAAGAAUUGCUACAAUAAUGGACUUGGAUAUCGGCUAGAGCAAGCAUAUGCAGAUGCAACUGCAAAGUUGAACCCCAAUCACAGAUUUGUACCAUGGGUGCUAGUAAAUAAUCAGCCUCUUGAAGAAGAUUACCAGAAUUUUAUAGCAUACAUUUGCAAAGCUUAUAGUGGGAGCAAUAUACCACAAGCUUGCAAAACCAAAGCACUCGAGAUCAAUAAAACUAACGCGCAAGAUAGUAUUCCUCGAGUCUGCUUUAGAUGAUAACCAAUAGCUGAAUUAUGUAAACAGUUGCAAUGUGUUAAGAGUGUUGAGUUAUUUUUUGAGUGCACAAAUUGUGCAAACUUACAAUUAAAAUUUGUAUUCUUCAAGCAAUAUUGUAGCAACUGUUCAUGCGAAUAAAUUAAAGGUACUUCCAUCAA
Molecule: messenger RNA, 925 nt
Organism: Lycium barbarum (goji berry)
Lineage: Eukaryota; Viridiplantae; Streptophyta; Magnoliopsida; Solanales; Solanaceae
Product: gamma-interferon-responsive lysosomal thiol protein
Exons: 5
Coding region: 75-767 (230 amino acids)
Molecular function (GO): oxidoreductase activity, acting on a sulfur group of donors, disulfide as acceptor
Source: RefSeq, a predicted model, not a curated record